ACCAGGCGGGAGGGAUUCCCCUGCUCCGGCCCUCCAACCACCGCGUCCAGCCCCGGCCUGGAGUCUCCAAAAGUGUGGCGGAACUUUAACCCGGGAGACUAUUUCCAAAGAAAGAAGCAGAAGAGCUUUCUGACUUGAUGAGGCAGCCUCCAAAUGACGUCGAGAUGGCGUUAGGCGGAACACUCCUGCCGUCCAUAUCCACGUUCGCCAGCGGCCCGGUCGACAAGAGCAGAAGCAUCGGAAGCGCCUACAUUAAAUGGAAGGAGGAGCUGUUCCAUCUUAAGAGAUCCAGUGUUCCUGCAGGAAGUAGCUGCCCCGACCUGGACCUCCCCACCGCCACCAGCGCAGCCAGCACCAGCAUGUCCAAGAAAGACCCAGAACCUGAUCUGGACCUAGACUAUGACUUUAUCCUGUCCAACUCCAUCCUCCAGCAACAGCAGCAGCAACAACAGCAGGAGGACGGCGGGAUGACGUGCGCCUCUGCCCGGGCCCUGUCUCCUUCCCCCGGCUCUUUCUCCUCGUCUUACCAGCUCCCCUCCCCUCAGGACACCACGAGCGAGCUGUUGUACACCAUCCCGGACAUCAGCGACGUUUCUCCCUCCGGAGGGUUUGUGGCUGAGCUCAUGAGACCCGAGCUGGACCCUGCGUACCUCCACCCCACCGGAGUCCACGGCAAGUUUGUUGUCAAGGCGGCGAUGGAAGCGGGGGAGUACGGCAAGGCCUGCGCCAACGCCGGGUCGGACUCGCGAGUGUCUCCGUCUUUCCCCUGCCACAGGAUAAAGCAGGAGAACCCUAGUAACUGCACUAUCUCCCAGUCCGUGGAUCUCCACCUGGGCCGAGGAGGCCAGCAGCGACCCGGACACUUGGAUAUACACGGGUUCCCCAGCGGGGGGCGUCCCGUCAAUGCCAGCAGGCUAUCCUCGACCUCCUCUCUUUCGCCAGACCUUCCUCUUGGUCGGGAGCACCAGCUUGGGCAUCCCCUCACCCAGAUGCCCCUAGCUGCGCAGGGAUACCACCACGGCUCCCCGCAGGGAUACCCCUCUUACCCUCAGACGUCCGCCAUGCAGUACCCAGAGGCGCUCCUGAUCUCCAGCGGGGACUGCCUUCCGGAGGAGCCCAAGCCCAAGCGCGGCCGGCGCUCGUGGCCGAGGAAGAGGGUGGCGACGCACACCUGCGACUACGUGGGCUGCGGGAAAACCUACACCAAGAGCUCCCACCUGAAGGCACAUCACCGCACGCACACAGGGGAGAAGCCGUACCACUGCGACUGGGAGGGCUGCGGCUGGAAGUUUGCACGUUCCGACGAGCUCACCCGCCACUACAGGAAGCACACGGGUCACCGGCCGUUCCAGUGUCAGAAAUGCGACCGGGCCUUCUCCAGGUCGGACCACCUGGCUCUCCACAUGAAGAGGCACUUAUGAGACCCGGGUCAGGGACCAGAAACGACGACCAAAGCCAGAGGCUCCAGGACGGGAAAAACAUCCAAAUAUACACACAUGUAUUCAUGGAAAGCCGAACAAACUGAUCUUUUAUUUUAUUUUAAUUCUUGCCUUCGAACUGGAGUCAAGCAACAAGACAAGCUGUGGUGUUUCAUGGCAGAAAAAAGAGCAUUACUCCUUUAAGAAAAAAAAAACGCCUUCAAAAACUGUGACUCGACGAGGCCUUUCAGCCGGGGUUGUACUUUUUUUUUUUUUAUACGACAGGGACCAAACUGGAAUUUUUGUCUUAUUUAACCGACAAAGCUUGGAUGGACCAGGUGCCGACCGCUUUCAAACUGGAAAACAUCAGGGAAACCAAACAUCUCCAGAGGCCUUCGACCAGCAGCCGCGCCGUCACAGCAGACACCCUCCAAAAUAAAAAAAAUUAAAAAAAUCCCCCUCGCCGUAUUUAUACUCACCUGCAACGCCAUGGAUUUCAGGUACACCCGCCUACACAGAAUGGUGCUCAAGGAUUAUUUUUCUAAACAAAAAAGGUACCAAAGAUCAAGAAACGAAAGGAAGUGACAACAUUUUUUUAAAAGUGCCAUAACAGUCCUCAAUUGACUUCAGGUGAUUUAAUUCUUUUUUUUUCUUUUAUUUUGAAAACGGUGAUGGCAAUCUUCAGUGCACUGCAGCUGCAAAGUGCAAUAAUUUAUAUGAGACUUUCAUAUUUUUGUAUUUGAGUAACUCAGAACAAAAAAAAACUGUUUAUAACUGAUAUAUGUAAUAUAAUCUCAAGACUUUUGUACAUUUUGUAAAUAUGAAAUGCUUUGUUAUUGUUUUGUAUUUUAUGGUAUAAUAAAAUAAAAUGUAUUUGAAGUAA
Oryzias melastigma (Indian medaka) is the source of this 2301-nucleotide messenger RNA. RefSeq names its product Kruppel-like factor 4 (gene klf4). Lineage: Eukaryota; Metazoa; Chordata; Actinopteri; Beloniformes; Adrianichthyidae. Gene Ontology annotation, molecular function: DNA-binding transcription factor activity, RNA polymerase II-specific; RNA polymerase II cis-regulatory region sequence-specific DNA binding. The transcript is spliced from 5 exons. The record is from RefSeq and is a predicted model, not a curated record. The coding region runs from base 138 to 1421 and encodes 427 amino acids. Gene Ontology annotation, biological process: regulation of transcription by RNA polymerase II.